Molecule: messenger RNA, 2349 nt
Organism: Diospyros lotus (date-plum)
Lineage: Eukaryota; Viridiplantae; Streptophyta; Magnoliopsida; Ericales; Ebenaceae
Exons: 8
Coding region: 1043-1999 (318 amino acids)
Molecular function (GO): phosphatidylinositol transfer activity
Source: RefSeq, a predicted model, not a curated record
AGUUAUUUGCCUGAAUUUUCUGGACAAUCACUCGCUCUCAGACUCAUCCAAAGCCUGCCCUUCAGCUCCUCCUUUCAUUUACAUCUUUCAAUCCUUUUUUCGCAAUUCAAAUACGCCUUUCUGCAGUUCCAUCUCAAAAUCUUCUCCUAUGGCUCUUUCCUCAAUCCGCUUUUUUGUUCAAGGCUUUGAUUUGGCAUAGCUUGGAAUGUUAGAUAAUUUCCCGUGAUCUACAUGUCGGCCAUCUUUGUUCUUUUAGAGCAAUCCUUGUUAUUACCAUUCAUUAUUUCUGCAUUCAAGAAUAGGCGAUUGUAUUGAUGGCUUACGGACUCACAAUUCGUAUAUUUCUCAAUUACCGAGUUUGGCGUUGGAUAUAAAUGGGUUUUUAGCAGGGGAACAACAGGAUGAAGUAGAAUAACCUGCCGUAUAACAAAUUGACGGUCUCUUCCUUGCAAAUGGUCAUACAAACUUGCCAGUUCUGUUCAAUCAUUUAAAGAGAUCGAUAAAUGUUUAGUGAAUUUUACGAAAGAGAGGAGACAGUCCUUAUACCCAUGUAUCAGUAGGAGGAAUUGAAACCAUUUGAUGGAAGAUGGGAUUAACAAAAUUUUCUGCUGCUGAAUUGUUAUUGUGGAUUAUUUGGCAAGUGAAGAACAAGCAGAAUGUUGGGAAAGGCUGUAGUAUCAAAUAUUUGCGGUGCAUGGUUCACCAACUCAGAAUUAUGCCUGGUUGAACAAGAUUGAUGAGUGUUGGAGCAAUGGGAAGAACAUGACCUGGUGUAUUCUAGAAACCCACAGCAAGCUUCCAUCAAUAGAAUGCUAAGAUAGGAUUGAAAUUGUUGAACAUAUUAAACAUGUUUAUUCAAUAUUUAUUCUAGCAUGAUCAGCAUUUUUAGACAUGUUUUUCCUCUUCUUUGUUUUUCGUUCUGAAGAAUUCAUUUAUUGUUUUAUUCUUUGACUCUACUUCUACUACAUGCCAUACUUUACUUUUAAAAACUAACUCUCCAAAUUCAUUUCAGCUUGAUUUAGUUUGAUUUGAGUUUGAAAAGAUGGCUACUAUAAAGUUGCGUGCAAGUGGAGCAGAGAAGUGUCUGUCAGCCCAGGAGCAACAAGCAAAAAUAAAUGAGAUUAGAAAGUUGAUGGGUCCUAUUGUCAGCAUGUUUCCAGUGCUUUGUUCAGAGGCAUCAAUGUUAAGAUACCUCAGAGCAAGGAACUGGAACACAAAGAAGGCAAGCAAGAUGCUGAAGGAAACCUUGAAAUGGAGGCUGCAAUACAAGCCAGAGGAAAUUCGAUGGGAAGAUGUUGCUCAUGAAGCUAAGACUGGGAAACUUUACAGAGCUGACUAUUUUGACAAGCAUGGGAGAACUGUUCUCAUCAUGAGACCUGGCUUCCAGAGUACAAGCUCAGUAGACAUGCAAAUCAAAUACUUGGUUUAUUGCUUGGAGCGAGCCAUAGCAGAAUUAGGAACGGGUCAGGAGCAGAUGGUGUGGUUAAUUGAUUUUGAAAAGUGGAACAUGUCAAGCAUAUCUGUCAAGGUGACUAGGGAAACGGCUCAUGUCUUGCAAAAUCACUACCCAGAGAGGCUAGGACUUGCAAUCCUUUACAAUCCUCCAAAAGUCUUUGAGUCGUUUUGGGUGAUGGUGAAACCAUUUCUUGAGCCCAAGACAACCAAGAAAGUGAAGUUUGUGUUCUCCAGCAACCGAGAAAGCCUGAAGAUAAUGGAAGAGCUGUUUGAUACAAACAAGCUCGAAUCAAUCUUUGGUGGUAGAAACCCGGUCAAGUUUAACUACGAAGCUUAUGCAAAGCAGAUGAUGGAGGAAGACAGGAAAAGAACUAGCUGCCUCAGGUCUGGAGGUUUGUCUCCUUGUGCAUCGCUUCUGACAUCUCCAGACCCCGCUUCUGAGGCCUCUGACGAAGGCGACUUGUCCUCUGACGAUGAAACUUCCCACUCUACUAAAGGUUCUCAACUUGGCCGCAAAGCUGUGGCAAAUGCUUCCACCAACUAAAUUGAAUACGCCGUUGGAAUUGAGAAACUGGAUAUUGGAUCCAAGAUACUGCUGCUUUUUGUUGUAGUUUCAGCUUGUACAAGCUCAGAAUGAGCACAAAUUGUGAUCUAGAUCUCUUUGUCUCAUCCCACUUGGCAGUUGCCAAUUCUUUAUUUUUUUUUUUUCGAACGCACAAGACUGGCCAAAAUGAAGCAAUAAGAUAUGCUUUGAGCCAAAAUGUAUUCACUUUUCCUUUUUCUUUUUACCCUUCUUUGGUUAGUUAAUUGUGUAGAUGUCCGGAUAGUACAAAAUCAAAUCUUAGUAUCUAUUUUAGGUUAUGUUCAAUUAGGAUACUCAAUUAGGGGAUCACU